This is a messenger RNA of Humulus lupulus (European hop), 675 nucleotides long. RefSeq lists its product as uncharacterized. NCBI's taxonomy places the organism in Eukaryota, Viridiplantae, Streptophyta, Magnoliopsida, Rosales, Cannabaceae. The transcript is spliced from 2 exons. The record is from RefSeq and is a predicted model, not a curated record. The coding region runs from base 1 to 675 and encodes 224 amino acids.
AUGAGAAUGAUUUCUCAUAAGAGAAUUGGGUUUGUUGGGCUCCUAGAAACAAAGGUUAAGGCUGCUAAAAUGGGAGCCUUAUACCUGAAUAUGUUUCAAGGAUGGUGCUUUACUUCUAAUCUUGCUCAUCAUCCUAAUGGGCGGAUUAUUAUAGCUUGGAAUCUGAAUAACUAUGAGGUUGACAUAAAAGGAGAGAGACUGGAUUAUUGUGGCAAUGGCACUGAAAUGGUGCCAUUUCAUAAUUUUGUUUGUGACUGUGGCCUUGAAGAUGUAAAGUAUAUUGGUUCAUACUUUACUUGGAAUAAUAGACAAGAGGGAAAAGAUCGGGUUUUUGCUAAGUUGAAUUGGGUUUUGGCAAAUAAUGACUGGUUGGACAAGUUUCCCACGUCAGAAAUUACUUUCCUUCCUGAGGGAGAUUUUGAUCAUUCACCAGCCCUUCUUUCAAUUUAUCUGAACCUUCAUGAUAAAAAGAAGCCUUUCAGGUACUUCAAUUAUUGGAGUUCUUUGAGGGAUUUUACCAGUAUUGUUAAAACUGGAUGGCAGGAGACUGUUGAAGGCUCAGCAAUGUAUAGACUUGUCAACAAACUCAGGCAUCUAAAGCAUGGACUCAAGGGCUUAAAUCAGCAAGGUAAAGGUGAUAUUGGCAUUCAGGAUACUGAAGCUUUAAAGCUUUAA